UUUUCAACUUCAAUUUUCAUCCUCCGAGGACAUGUUUAAUUAAAUAUUCUUAGAAAAGUUAAUUUUAUAUAAGUUUUCUGAAAUAAAUAAUUUAUUUUAGAAAAUAAGAUAAAAUUUUAUUUAUAAAAAUGAAUAAUUUAUCCACGAUAAAACGCACAUUUAUACGAGACCAAUUCCGAAAGAGGUAAAAAGGUAAGCGAACUAGCGAAGCUGAGCCGUAAUCAGUCGCACGAAAAGCAGCUGUGCAUUUGGGGGUGAAGAAGAGCUCUGUGGAACAUACAAAAACACGAUGAAGAUUAAAGGGCAAGUUGAUACUAGGUUAGUGAUCAACAAUCUGAGACAUGGCUUGCAUAAUUUACCCGCUUCUGGGAUGAGAAUAUCUUUAGUUGCUUUACUCGGUGCUGCUGGGGCAGUCUUGAUUUUGAAAGAUGCUAUAGCAAGAAACUUUAAGAUUGUGCCUUGCUCUACUAGUCAAGACAACUUGUUGGUUGUUCCUGGAUUGCAAAAUCUCGGAAAUAAUUGUUUUCUUAAUGUUAUUUUACAGGCUCUGGCGAGCUGUUCUGGUUUUCGGGGCUUUGUUCGAAAGAGAGUGGCGGAGCACCAAGGCUUUUCUGCUGAGGAACUGGAAGAGAUUAUGCCGCUUGCUGUUUCGUUGGAUUCUCUGUUGGAAGACAUGUGUACUCCCCAACAUGAAAUAAAGGUCCUGAGUCCCCUGAAAGUGAUGAUGGCAAUUAACUACUAUAAUCAGCAUUUCAAUUUGACAAACCAGCAGGAUGCUGAAGAAGCAUUCCUUCACAUAUUGUCUUCCUUAAGGGAAGAACUUGUAGAGCUGUAUGUAUACGAUUAUGGAUCACUAGCAGAUGCAGUUUGUUUGGUUGAUAAUAGGAUUCUUGGUCUUGAGAGUAGGGCCACACAAAUUGAGCUUCAAAGAUGGAAAGAAUACAGCCUUGGGCCUUUUGAUGGGAUUCUUAGGAGCAUUUUAACUUGCCAUAGCUGUUCAAAUCAGAUUUCCCUUGAUUUUCAUUAUUUCCACAGUCUGCACCUCCCAGUGAUGGCCGGAUCUUCUGUGGAAGGGUGCCUAAAGCAUUUUUUUGCUGCAGAAAAACUUGAUGAUUACUUCUGCAGCCGCUGUUGGCAUAUUGCGGCAGUAAAAUAUCUAUCCAUAACUAAUAAAUAUAAGAAAGACACUGUAGAAGUUGGAAACUGUAGCAAUCAAGAUUCUUGUGAUUGCAGAAAUCUCUCUAUGCUUCGAGCCUUACCAUGGUCGAAUAGUUAUUCACGAACUUUAAAGCAACUGAACGUGGCACGUAGCCCAGAGAUUUUGUGCCUGCAUCUACAACGUGUUUCACCGAAUAUGUUUGGAGAGCUUUUUAAGUUUCAGGGACAUAUUUCUUUUCCAUUGACUUUGAACAUGUCCCGGUUCAUGAAUAGUGGAGGUGGUUUAAAGAGCUGCAUGGAAGAAGAUAAACCUGUGUGGCCAUCAAAACCAUAUUGUCAACCUGCCUUCACUUUCUUUGAAAAACAUGACAUGCAAAUUGAUACGAUCAAAAUAAAUCAUACGGUUGGACAAACAGAGAUGACUUCUUUAAUUCCAGAACAAAUACAAGCUCCAUGUGGGGUUCCCAAAAACACAUGUACCGGAGGUGAAGAAGGUUUGUCUGACCAGCUGGAUGAUAAAGGCAUCCAAGAUUCUCAAGGACGACCAAAUUUAUCCUCUAUUGGAGGUUACUCUGGCAUCGGUGCUGAUAAUGCACUUUUGCAAUCCAAUAAAAAGAUAUGGAUACAGAUUCAGAUUUUCAUAUACAGGCGGAUCCAUUUCCGAAAUAUCCGUUUAGAAGCCCCCCUACUUCACGAUGACGGAGGGGUUUAUACUUUAUAGCACAUGGCCCCUGCAGAGAAAAGCUUAUCUCAGGGAAUGCAAGAUGCUCAGUUCUGCACAACAUAAGAAUUGUCAUGCUUCUGGGGAAAACAUAGAAAGUGUCUUUAAGAAACAACCCUUCUAUUCCUGGGGAGUGUGGCCUGCAUAUAUUCUGCUGUCCACCGACCCUACUUUGGAAUGAGGCAUACCGGAUAUGUUUGGUUUGGUUUGUUACGAAGUGUAGCAUAACCAUUUAUAUCUAUCAUCUUAGAACUGAUUUUAAAUCCCUGUUUGAAAAAUAACUUAAAAUUUUUGUUACUGUUGUCCCAGAACACAUAAAUUUAGUUAUAGAUGCAUGUACUUAAUUUAU
Molecule: messenger RNA, 2228 nt
Organism: Daucus carota subsp. sativus
Lineage: Eukaryota; Viridiplantae; Streptophyta; Magnoliopsida; Apiales; Apiaceae
Product: ubiquitin carboxyl-terminal hydrolase 27
Exons: 11
Coding region: 290-1879 (529 amino acids)
Biological process (GO): protein deubiquitination
Molecular function (GO): cysteine-type deubiquitinase activity
Source: RefSeq, a predicted model, not a curated record